Messenger RNA from Esox lucius (northern pike), 2075 nucleotides. RefSeq names its product excision repair cross-complementation group 8 (gene ercc8). Gene Ontology annotation, biological process: proteasome-mediated ubiquitin-dependent protein catabolic process; transcription-coupled nucleotide-excision repair; protein polyubiquitination. Bases 264 to 1466 code for a protein of 400 amino acids. Gene Ontology annotation, molecular function: protein binding. The record is from RefSeq and is a predicted model, not a curated record. The transcript is spliced from 12 exons. Lineage: Eukaryota; Metazoa; Chordata; Actinopteri; Esociformes; Esocidae. Gene Ontology annotation, cellular component: Cul4A-RING E3 ubiquitin ligase complex; nucleotide-excision repair complex.
CUGACGUAACAAAAUGGCAGCACACACACGGCUUGUUGAAUAAGCUAUAGCAUAAACGUUUAAUACUUUUAAAUAGACUUGCAUUAAAUGACAGUGAUUCGAUAACAUUUUAUUGCAGAUAUUUGUAUACAAGAAUUGUUUGCUUAGUUGCCUACAAUAUUGAAGUUAAAGGGUAUAUCCAAACCAGCUAUGCAACCUCGAAAUUAAACACAACAAAGAGCCAUGCAAGGCUAGCUAGCAAAGUUGUUAAUUGUUUUAGGAAGAUGUUGGGGUUUUUGACAGCAAGACAAGCUGGACUUGACGACCCACUUCGCCUGAAACGAGCUGAGACUACACGGAGGGUUCUCAGUUUAGAGCUGAAUCAUGACAGAGACGUGGAUCGAAUCCAUAGCAAUGGCAUAAACACCAUAGACAUUGAAGUCAUUGAAGGCCGCUACAUGCUAUCCGGAGGGUCAGAUGGGGUGAUUGUGCUGUACGACCUGGAGAACAACAGUAGGAACGCCCAUUACGCCUGUAAAGCAGUGUGCACAGUCGGCCGGUCUAGUCGGUACGUCCACAGGUUCAGUGUGGAGACGGUACAGUGGUACCCACAUGACACGGGCAUGUUUGUCUCCAGCUCCUUUGACAAAACCAUGAAGGUCUGGGACACUGAGACAUUGAAGCCUGCUGAAGUGUUUCAGUUUGAAGGGAAUGUCUACUGCCACCACAUGUCCCCCAUCGCCAGGAAACACAGCCUCAUCGCAGUUGGUACCAAAGACCAAAAAGUACAGCUCUGUGACCUGAAGUCUGGCUCACGCAUUCACAUUCUUCAGGGUCACAGGGGUGAAGUCCUGUCUGUCCGGUGGUCUCCCAGACAUGAGCACAUUUUAGCUACAGCCAGUACUGAUAGCAGGGUGUUGGUUUGGGAUGUCCGCCGGGCUUCAGGAAGCCUAUUCUCUCUGGACCAACACAACGGGGACAAGUCUAAGGCCUCAUCGCAGGCAGUAAACACUGCCCAUAAUGGAAGGGUAAAUGGCCUCUGUUUCACGGCGGAUGGACUCUACCUUCUCAGCACGGGAACAGAUGAUCGCAUGAGACUGUGGAACAGCGCCAAUGGAGAGAACACAUUGGUGAACUACGGGAAGGUGUGCAAUGAGAGCCGCAAGGGGUUAAAGUUCACCGUGUCUCGCGGCUGCAGCCCAGAGUUUGUGUUCGUGCCAUGCGGCAGCUCGGUGGCGGUGUACGCUGUGCACACUGGGGAGCUGGUCAGCAUGCUGAGGGGGCACUACGACAACGUGGACUGCUGCGACUUCCACCCUGACUACCAGGAGCUGUACAGUGGGGGUAAAGACUGUAACAUCCUAGCCUGGGUUCCAGUUUUACGACUCCCAGACCUGGAGGAAGGUGGCACAAUUGCCAAGGAGGGUAAAAGCCAGGCUGCGGUGAACCCUGCUUUUCAAGAUGCAUGGAGCAGUGAUGAGGACUGACCUACCUGUUCUGCUCUGCUCCAUGGGGUUUACAUUUAAUCAUGGCUCUACUGAAGACGUCUCUGAAACUACCAAUGCGGUUUCGCCUACUUUGGUGUUGGAAAAUGGCCAUCCAGUAACUUGAAUGCCAAUUGUGAUAAAUACAUAGUUGUUUUUAUGCUGUCCAAUAUAGAAACGUAUGGUGAUGAAUCAGCGGUGGUGUUUAGGAGGAGUGGGCAGUGAAACCUGCAGAACUGGAGCCAACCCAGCCCUCUUUGAACAUGAUGUUUCAGUGAUUUAUUCACACAAAUUUUUCAGUUCAACCACAUCGCCGUCUCUCCAUUCACCUGCCUAUUUGCUUUGUUAUUCUUUCGUCAUUGUGAAACCAUUGUAAUGUUGUUUUAAGACGGGACACUGAAAUCACACUCCCCCUUUAUCCAACUGGCAUCUUAUCUACAGUCCUGUUGGCAUGUUUACAUGGGAAUACCAGUGACCUGCAGGGUACCUUACUGACACUUGAACCAGCCUUAUGUACAGUACAUAUAUGUAAUUCUACUGGGCUUGAGACAGCCACUUCCAUGGAAGUAUGAAUGAUGUAUGUGAAGUCUCUUUAAAUGGGAUUUUAUAACA